Verruconis gallopava is the source of this 1838-nucleotide messenger RNA. RefSeq lists its product as uncharacterized. Gene Ontology annotation, cellular component: endoplasmic reticulum; Golgi membrane. The record is from RefSeq and is a predicted model, not a curated record. Bases 110 to 1690 code for a protein of 526 amino acids. The transcript has 4 exons. Gene Ontology annotation, biological process: N-glycan processing; carbohydrate metabolic process. Lineage: Eukaryota; Fungi; Ascomycota; Dothideomycetes; Venturiales; Sympoventuriaceae. Gene Ontology annotation, molecular function: mannosyl-oligosaccharide 1,2-alpha-mannosidase activity; calcium ion binding.
CGAUGAAUUGUGGCUUGUUUGUGUGUGUAACUAGUCCUUAAGUUACCUGCGAAUUGGGAACCACAUCGACGUGUCUUCUCCACGUAAUGAACGAAGCAGUGCUCGUGCUAUGAUCAAGCUUCGCAGAGCGUUUCCGGCUCGGCGCGCAAGUACGAGGCGUCGUCUCGUGCUCGCCUUCUUUCUUGGCUGUGUUUGGUGGAUAAUCACUUCUGUGCUCUUCGCUGCCCCCAUAACACCGGAAUGGGCCGAGCGCGCCGUGACGCCUGGCGAGCGCGCCGAUGUGGUAAAAGAGGUAUUCAAGUCCGCGUGGGAGGGCUACUACAAGCACGCCUUUCCAAACGACGAGCUCCACCCGCUGCUGAACACCUACGGGAACUCGAGAAAUGGGUGGGGUGCUAGCGCUGUCGAGGCCUUGGGCACGGCAGCAAUCAUGGAAGCCCAGGAUAUUGUGGACACGAUACUGGAUUUUAUCCCCACAAUUGACUUUCAUCGAACAAAGACUCCAGUGAACCUGUUCGAAACCACUAUACGGUACCUUGGAGGCAUGCUCUCUGCAUAUGACCUUCUCACCGGCCCCGUGCACCAUCUAGUCCGCAAGCGUGAACGCGUCGAGCCUCUCCUUGUACAGUCCCAGAAACUAGCAGAAGCUUUGAAGUUUGCAUUUAAAACACCCACCGGCGUGCCAUGGAAGGUCCUGUUUCUUGAAAAGCAGGAGAGCGACGGCAACCCUUCGAACUCUGCCGCGGCUGUUGGCAGCCUUGAGCUUGAGUGGACCCGACUCUCCGAAUUAACCGGGUUGCUGGAGUACAGAACGCUGGUACAGAAGGCGAUGAAACCGAUGCUGAACCCACGACCAAAACGGACGGAGCCGUUUCCCGGCAUCAUCGGAAACUGGAUCAAUGUGAAUACUGGUCAGUUCACAGACGCGUGGGGCUCUUGGGGCCCUGGCGGUGAUUCUUUUUACGAAUACCUGAUCAAAAUGUACGCGUACGACCAGACUAGUUAUGACGUCCAUAAAGACAGAUGGAUCGUGGCAGCAAAGUCGGUUAUGAAUGUCCUGGCCGAAACCCCACGCGGAAGCAACCUAAAAUUCAUCACCACCACUGAUGGGAAAAGCUUGGAUCACCUGUCGUCUCACUUGGAGUGCUUUGCCGGUGGAAAUUUCAUCUUGGCCUCUAAAGUUUUAAAUGACAGCCGAUAUUUGGAUUUUGGCCUGGAACUCACGGAGAGUUGCCAUGAGAUGUACGUACGUACAGCAACUCGAAUCGGACCGGAAAGGAUCGGAUUUUCCCCUGAAGGCUGGCCAAAAAAGCAAAAACAGCAGCUCGAGGACCUGGGCUUCGUGAUAUUAGACCCAAGCUAUCAGCUGCGACCAGAGACAAUGGAGAGCUACUACUACGCGUACCGGGCUACGAAAGACCCAAAAUACCAAGAGUGGGCAUGGGAUACAUUCGUCGCCAUUGUGACCCACACGAAGGUGCGAAACGGCUUCGCGCCAAUUAGUAAUGUUAAUAGGAUAAGAUGGAAUUGGAAAUUCGGCAGGCAAGAAAGCUUUUUCUUCUCCGAGCUGCUCAAGUACGCGUACCUUAUCUUUGCAGAUGAAGCGGAGUAUCAGUUUAACUAUGACGGACUGAACAAUUGGGUCUUCAACACCGAAGGCCACCCACUGAAGGUUACGAGGCCGUGGUAAAUCGAUUGUCUAAUUCGUUGCCACAAACGAUCUAAUCAGAUGUCUUUUGGCGGACAUGGCCUAAUUAGAUUCAACGCAAAUGAAUGAUUUGAUGUAUGCAACAGACUCAGUGAACGAAUAUACUAUGAAAAAAAUGAAUUCGAUUUCC